AUGGCAAACGAAGAUGCGCGAUACCGACUUUCGACACAGUAUCGACUGUGGUCGUUCUCCCCGGCCAAACUAGCGGAAUUGCGAGACCAGACUAAUUCUCUGGCGAAGACCAAUAUUACUAGUCGCCUUUUGGAAACGAAACGCGUGGACCUCGAUGCGGCCGAGUCGAUGCCAGAGUUCUUGACACCUCCUGAAGAGACACAACUGCUCACGUUCUUCACCGUGGAGUUGAUUCGCGCUGCGGACUUCUGUGGACUCCCAACAGAGGUUAGAGCGACUGCGACCGUUUUCCUCCGUCGAUUCUACGUCACCAACUCCAUCAUGACGUAUCCACCUCAGGAUAUCCUCAAGACCUGUCUGUUCUUCGGUAGCAAGGCUGAGGGAUUGUACACCCGCCUGGCUAAGCUGGCUGAUAAGUUUCCCAACACAACUGAGGAGGAGAUUCUCGCAGGAGAGUUCUUGCUGUGUCAAGGAGUUCGGUUUGCCUUCGACGUUAGGCACCCAUUCCGCGCGUUGGAAGGAGCGAUUCUGGAACUUCGGCGUCAUGCCGACCUCGAGAAAAGUCGAAUCGAUGCCGCUCACUUUCGUGCCCGCGCUUUCCUCAAGUUUAGCUCUCUCGUCACAGACGCGUACUUUCACUACACUCCGAGCCAGAUCAUGCUUGCCGCACUUUCUUUAGCUGAUCGAGGUCUGGCCGAGAAACUCGUCCAAAGCGCCUUUGGACCCGCUCAAAACGGCACCUCGAACGAAGGCGAGACAGACCUCGCUCGACACGACAUACGGGAUAAGGUUAUGGGAACCAUCGAGGCGUGUAGAGAGCUGCUAGCGACCGAGCCGCCCGAGAGAUUGGACGAGUAUUGGGGAACUGUCGAGGCGACGAAGGUGAUUAAACCUCUGAUUCGAAAGCUGAAAAGGUGCAGAGACCCCGACCGCGCAGAUCUUGUGGCCCUGCAAAAGGCUCGACGAGAGUUGGCUUCGCAGAAAGAGACGCGGAUACCGAAAGGUGAAGGUGACGGGUCUGUGUUCGGCGGUAAUGGUGGAGGACUUGGCGGAAACGAGGCGCGGGAUGCCAAGCGACGAAAGGUUACGGAAGGCGACGACGUAUUUGGCCCAGCAUUGGGUUAA
This is a messenger RNA of Colletotrichum acutatum, 1125 nucleotides long. Its product is annotated as cyclin ccl1. The transcript is spliced from 3 exons. Gene Ontology annotation, cellular component: nucleus; transcription factor TFIIK complex. Gene Ontology annotation, biological process: regulation of transcription by RNA polymerase II; regulation of cyclin-dependent protein serine/threonine kinase activity. NCBI's taxonomy places the organism in Eukaryota, Fungi, Ascomycota, Sordariomycetes, Glomerellales, Glomerellaceae. Gene Ontology annotation, molecular function: cyclin-dependent protein serine/threonine kinase regulator activity. The record is from RefSeq and is a predicted model, not a curated record. The coding region runs from base 1 to 1125 and encodes 374 amino acids.